Molecule: messenger RNA, 555 nt
Organism: Lobosporangium transversale
Lineage: Eukaryota; Fungi; Mortierellomycota; Mortierellomycetes; Mortierellales; Mortierellaceae
Exons: 5
Coding region: 76-555 (159 amino acids)
Source: RefSeq, a predicted model, not a curated record
CCUUACCAUUCGCCAUCACAUCUUUUCAAUUGUCUUUCUCCUCCCUUUCCUUGUUUGUCUCAUCACAUCACAACCAUGGCUAAAUCGGCUUUUUGGAACACGGUUCGCAAGGCUCUCACUGUGAACCCCAAAGUUUCGACGGGUAUGCCCGAUCCAAAGGAAUUCCGUUUUAUCGCACCUGGUGGUCAGCCCCCAACCUUCGUUCCCAAGGAUCCCUUGGCUAACGACAUUGCACAGAAUCCUUACUAUGGGCGUGAUGUCAGGAGAAACUAUCCCCGUUUGGCGGUUUACUCCCAAGAGGAGGUUGCAGGAUUGAUUGCUGCAAAGGAAGCUUUGGCCAUUGGAUCUGGCGAGUCUGCUAUCACCAAAGCUGCUGAGAAUGUCUCCUUGACUGAGGUGAUCAAGUCUGUAAAGUCGCCCCUGUACACACCAGACAACCUCCCACCCACUCCUGUUAUUAAGAGUAGCAGGCAUAAAUGGGUCCUCUCUCCAGACCAGCCCCCUGUUGAUCAAGGCACCUACUGGACCAUGCGUAAUAUGAAAACUGCCAAGUAA